Molecule: messenger RNA, 1017 nt
Organism: Staurois parvus
Lineage: Eukaryota; Metazoa; Chordata; Amphibia; Anura; Ranidae
Source: the annotation of a GenBank genome assembly
CAGAAAGUGAGUGAGAAGGUUGGAGGGGCCGAAGGGACCAAGCUUGAUGAUGAUUUUAAAGAAAUGGAAAGAAAAGUAGAUGUGACCAGUAGAGCAGUCAUUGAAAUAAUGACAAAGUCAAUAGAAUAUCUCCAGCCUAAUCCAGCUUCUCGAGCAAAACUUAAUAUGAUCAACACAAUGUCAAAGAUCCGUGGGCAAGAAAAGGGGCCUGGAUAUCCUCAAGCUGAAGCCUUGUUAGCAGAAGCCAUGUUAAAGUAUGGCAGAGAAAUUGGAGAUGAAUCAAACUUUGGUCCAGCUCUUGUUGACGUAGGAGAAGCUAUGAGGGAGCUUUCUGAUAUCAAAGACUCCUUAGACAUUGAUGUUAAGCAGAACUUCAUAGAUCCACUGCAAAAUCUGCAUGACAAAGAUUUAAAAGAAAUACAGCACCACUUAAAGAAGCUGGAGGGGAGGCGUCUGGACUUUGAUUACAAGAAGAAACGACAAGGCAAGAUCACAGAUGAAGAGAUUCGUCAGGCUUUAGAGAAAUUUGAUGAGUCCAAAGAAAUUGCAGAAUCAAGCAUGUUUAACCUUCUGGAAAUGGAUAUUGAACAAGUGAGCCAGCUUUCUGCUCUCGCACAAGCACAACUGGAAUAUCAUAAGCAAGCAGUACAGAUCUUACAGCAAGUCACUUCAAAACUGGAACAGAGAAUCAGAGAUGCUUCAAACCGACCAAGACGAGAAUAUCAGCCUAAGCCUCGAAUGAGUUUGGAACUUGCAUUGCCCGAGAACACUCAACAUAAUGGAGGAAUCUCUCUUGCUACUACUCCAAAACCAUCUGGUGCUGCCAUGGAUCAGCCAUGUUGUCGGGCUCUCUAUGACUUUGAACCAGAAAACGAAGGAGAACUUGGCUUCAAAGAAGGUGACAUCAUUACUCUCACCAAUCAAAUUGAUGAAAAUUGGUAUGAGGGGAUGCUUCAUGGCCAGUCGGGCUUCUUCCCCAUCAACUAUGUUGAUAUCCUUGUCCCACUGCCCCACUAA